Messenger RNA from Lachnellula hyalina, 1404 nucleotides. RefSeq names its product Rab GDP-dissociation inhibitor (gene GDI1). Gene Ontology annotation, cellular component: cytoplasm. The transcript has 8 exons. The record is from RefSeq and is a predicted model, not a curated record. Gene Ontology annotation, molecular function: Rab GDP-dissociation inhibitor activity. Lineage: Eukaryota; Fungi; Ascomycota; Leotiomycetes; Helotiales; Lachnaceae. Gene Ontology annotation, biological process: vesicle-mediated transport; protein transport; small GTPase-mediated signal transduction. The coding region runs from base 1 to 1404 and encodes 467 amino acids.
AUGGAUGAUAUUGCCCCCGAAUACGAUGUUAUUGUCCUUGGAACAGGUUUGACUGAAUGUGUGCUUUCUGGUGUUCUCAGUGUCAAAGGCAAGAAAGUAUUGCAUAUCGACCGCAAUGACCAUUAUGGAGGCGAAGCGGCUUCUGUCAAUAUCGAGACUCUCUUCAAGAAGUACGGAAACUACACAAAGGGCGAGGAACCAUGGAAGAAGUACGGACGCGUCAACGACUGGAACAUUGAUCUCGUCCCCAAACUCUUGAUGUCCUGUGGCGAAUUGACGAACAUCCUCGUUUCCACCGAUGUCACAAGAUACCUCGAAUUCAAACAAGUGGCUGGAAGCUAUGUGCAACAAGGCUCUGGUGCAAAGGCCACUGUUGCGAAGGUUCCCUCAGAUGCGGGGGAGGCGCUUAGAUCCUCCUUGAUGGGUAUCUUCGAGAAGAGACGCAUGAAGAGCUUCAUUGAGUGGGUUGGGACAUUCGAUGCUAAAGACUCUGCAAGCCACAAGGGGCUCAACAUCAACACCUGCACAAUGAAGGACGUAUAUGACAAAUUCGGGCUCGAGGCUGGUACUCGCGAUUUCAUUGGUCACGCUAUGGCCCUUUACCAAACCGACAGCUACAUUAAUGAAAAGGGUACCAGCCCAGAGACCAUCGAGCGUAUUCGUCUUUACGGAAACUCGGUGUCUCGAUACGGAAAGUCGCCAUACAUCUACCCCCUUUACGGUCUUGGAGAGCUGCCGCAAGGCUUUGCCCGCCUUUCCGCUAUUUAUGGCGGAACCUACAUGCUCAAUACCAACAUUGACGAGGUUCUAUAUGAAGGUGAUAAGGCAGUGGGCAUCAAGGCCACUAUGCAGGACAGGGGAGGAGAGGAGCCAAUGAAGUUCACCACCAAGUGCAAGAAGAUUCUUGCCGAUCCGUCUUACUUCCCCAGCAAGGCUCAGGUAACCGGACAACUCCUGAAGGCCAUCUGUAUCUUGAACCAUCCUCUUGCCGGCACGGACAACAGCGACUCAUGUCAGCUGAUUAUUCCCCAGUCUCAAGUUGGACGCAAAAACGAUAUCUACAUCGCUGUCGUUUCAAGCGCCCAUAAUGUCUGCCCGAAGGGGUAUUACAUCGCUAUUGUCUCGACUAUUGCUGAGACCUCAGCCAACCACCAUCUUGAACUGGCACCUGGCUUUGAACGCCUUGGACGAAUUGAAGAGAAGUUCAUGGGUCCUUCCAUCCCACUCUACGAGCCUCUAGAAAGCGGAAUAAACGACAACAUUUUCAUCUCCAAGAGCUAUGACGCUACUAGCCACUUUGAGACUACGACCGAUGAUGUCAAGGAUAUCUACCGUCGGGCAGAGGGUCACGAUCUUGUUGUUGAGGGAUUAAGAGAGGGUACUAACUUGGUUGGUGAGGAGUAA